UAAUAAGUCCACACCAUAUAUUCUUCUACUAUUUGUACCACAUGCAUUAAGAUUUGUAUGUUUUUGUAAGUAAAAAACAAAUUUUCCAUACAUCAUUUCCAUAAUUAGCAUUCUAUCUUGCAGUCGAGAACAAAGAUAUGGCGCCAUUGCAGAGAUCGACGUCGGCAAUCGCACCUCAACGUCAACCCGAUCAACUUCAGAUCCACCACUUUACCCAUCAACACCCUGUUCACAAACUGUUCAUGGCGUUUGAAUUCACCUGCGACGGCUGCAAGACGCGUGGAUACGGCGUAAGAUACCGAUGCUCCGCCUGUAAUUUUGACCUCCAUGAACAUUGCGCCACCGCCGCCCACCGUCUCCAAUCCCACGUCCACCCUCACCACCAGAUCGUCCUCGUAAACCGCCCAGGAACCUCACACUUCUGCGACGUUUGCAAAGGCUUCACCGACGGGCUUAGCUACACCUGUCAGACGUGUGAGUUUGACGUUCACACGCUCUGUACCCAGAUCCCGGUGGCCACCGGAGUCCCGAAGUUGAAGGUGGAUCCGUGUCAGCAGCAGCAAGGAGGCGUGCAGUGGGCCCAACCUACGACGGCGUUUGGUGGUCAUCAUCAAAAUCAACCGGUGGUGAUGGUGAACCAGUUCCAGCAAGGAGUACCUGCGUCGACGACGGCGUUUGUUGAUUAUUAUGGAACGAAUAAUGGUAAGCCUGUGCAGAUGAUGAACCACCAACAGUAUCACCACCAGCAGCAGCUGCAUCAACAAGGUGUAUCUACGACGGCGUUUGGUGGAUAUCAAGGAGUGAAUAAUAAUAAUAAUCAAGCUGUGAUGAUCAACCAACACCACCACCACCACCAGCAACUGCAACAGCAGCAACAACAGCAGGCGUUUGGUGGUUAUCAGAAUCAACAGUUCGGUGGUUAUAAUAAUCAACCGGUGAUGAUCAAUCAGCAGCAGCAGCAACAACAGCAGCAAGGGAAUAAGUCGAGUACUCUUUCGAAUGUGGGGAAAAUUGCUGCUAAUGUUCUUAUGACUUCUCUUAUUGGUGUUCCUAUAAAUUUUAACUCAAGAAAGUGAUCAGCUUUUGCGAUGGCUUAAGUAUGUCGGAAGAGGGUUUUCAUUGUAAUUUUAAUUACAUUAAUGAAUGAUCAAUUGUAUA
Molecule: messenger RNA, 1158 nt
Organism: Lactuca sativa (garden lettuce)
Lineage: Eukaryota; Viridiplantae; Streptophyta; Magnoliopsida; Asterales; Asteraceae
Source: RefSeq, a predicted model, not a curated record